Molecule: messenger RNA, 818 nt
Organism: Cantharellus anzutake
Lineage: Eukaryota; Fungi; Basidiomycota; Agaricomycetes; Cantharellales; Hydnaceae
Product: Shwachman-Bodian-diamond syndrome protein
Exons: 7
Coding region: 69-818 (249 amino acids)
Biological process (GO): cytosolic ribosome assembly; ribosome biogenesis
Source: RefSeq, a predicted model, not a curated record
UCACAACCUUCUUGUAUCAAUACACUCAUCUCUUACUUGAAGAGCUUGCGAGCGUGUUGGACCAUACCAUGCCGAUUAACCAACCUUCUAACCAAAUCAAAUUGACAAACGUGUCAAUCGUGCGUCUAAAGAAAGGCGGCAAGCGCUUUGAGAUUGCUUGUUACAAGAACAAAGUACAUGAAUGGCGAAACGGCGUGGAAACCGAUCUGGAUGAAGUAAUGCAAAUAAACAAUGUGUUCUUUAACGUAUCAAAAGGACAAGUAGCCAACAGUGACGAUCUCAAGAAAGCCUUUGGGAAGACGGAGGUGAACGAGAUCGUCAAGGAGAUAUUGAAGAAAGGCGAGCUACAAGUCGGCGAGAAGGAGCGAGCCCAUGAGUUGGAGAAUCUCUGGAAGGAAAUAGCAAAUAUGGUUGCGGAGAAAUGCGAAGACCCAUCAACGUCGCGUCCUUAUCCUGUAGGGAUCAUCGAGAAGGCGAUGCAUGAGGCAGGAUUUAGCGUGAAGACGGGAAAGAGCGCAAAGUCUCAAGUUCUUGACUGCGUUAAAAUAUUGCAAGAAAAGUCGACCCUUCCUAUUCGGCGCUCGAAAAUGCGCGUGCGAGUGACGAUGCCAGCCAAAGACGGGAAGAGAUUGAAAGAAAAAGUGAUCGAAGGUGCGGAGAAAGUUGAGGAUGAAGACUGGGGGGGCCAGGAUGAGUGGGAAGUGAUUAUGUUAAUCGACCCCGGACAGUUCAAGGUGAUUGGUGAGUUGCUACAGAACGAGGUGAAAGGGAAAGGACGGCUUGAAACGCUUGAGCAGAGGGUCGUAGCAGAGCCUUGA